AUGGAGACAGAUCCCCUGCGAAGACCUCACCGACUACAUAGCCAUCGGCACAGAUGCUCAGCAAAGACCAUGAGAACCAAACCAGUCCUCUGCACAGACCCUGUGGCCAGCUUCGACUACUUCACCAUGAAUCUUGCUCUUGGAGGCAAAGCUGUUCAGUCUUCCACAUACAUUUAUCCAACAUUAGCAGCUGCUCAAAAUGCUGUCGAUGGCAACAGGCAGUCGAUUUCCAUGCUCGGCUCAUGCAACGUGACUAACGGGGACAUGAACCCCUGGUGGAGAGUUGACUUGUUGGACGUCUACAGGGUAACCAGGGUUAGCAUCACUAAUCGUGGAGACUGUUGUGAAAAGAGGAUCGAGGGUAUUCAGAUCCGUAUCGGCAACAGCCUGGAGAAUAACGGCAACAAUAAUGAGCUGGCUGCAACUGUUGGACCCAUCCCACUUGGAAACACUAAAACAUUUGAGUUUAAGCCUAUUAAGGGGCGAUACGUCAACCUUUUUCUGCCUGGACGCAAUGAAUUCCUCACACUGUGA
Sinocyclocheilus anshuiensis is the source of this 534-nucleotide messenger RNA. Its product is annotated as fucolectin-like. The coding region runs from base 1 to 534 and encodes 177 amino acids. The transcript has 3 exons. NCBI's taxonomy places the organism in Eukaryota, Metazoa, Chordata, Actinopteri, Cypriniformes, Cyprinidae. The record is from RefSeq and is a predicted model, not a curated record.